Penicillium crustosum is the source of this 1209-nucleotide messenger RNA. Its product is annotated as MOSC domain protein. The coding region runs from base 1 to 1209 and encodes 402 amino acids. The record is from RefSeq and is a predicted model, not a curated record. Gene Ontology annotation, molecular function: pyridoxal phosphate binding; molybdenum ion binding; catalytic activity. The transcript is spliced from 2 exons. NCBI's taxonomy places the organism in Eukaryota, Fungi, Ascomycota, Eurotiomycetes, Eurotiales, Aspergillaceae.
AUGGCUGGCAGUAAAGCCAAUACAUUGAAAACACCAAUCAAUCCCAAAGGAUGUCGCCGCCUAGGACUGCCGCCAGGCCAAAGCAACCUGCACGAUGAAUUCGACUCAAAGUACAGCCAGGGUCAACCCAGCGAUCAAGAUGAUCAUGGCCGCCCGUCCUGGCGCGUAAAAGCACUGUUCAGCUACCCGCUCAAAUCCUGCGGGGCGGUCGAGCUCCAAGUCUCGAACGUCGUACAGACCGGGCUUGAAUUUGAUAGACAAUUCGUCUUUGCGGAAUAUAACAAUGACGAAUGGAACAUUCGCACCCUGCGUAAUGCAGGCUUCAACCGCCUAGCCUUAAUUCAUCCCGAGAUCUGGGUUCCUGACCCGUCUGCCCCAGAUUAUGACGCAGACCUGCCGGAAGUCAAGUCGCAGGGUGUGCUGUUGAUAUCGUAUCCACGAAUGCCACCAGCAGGAUGGAGGGGUCUAUCCAUCAAGGUGGGUAUGGCACUCAAGUUCCUCAAAAGCCAACAGACGUUCCAAGUCCCCCUGUUUCCACCUGCAGACUCCAAGUUCCCACUGGUCCCAGUCAAGAUCUGGAAAGACAAGCCUCUAGCCCAUGACUACGGCAGACUGCUUCCAGCAUCGUUACACGCCUAUCUAGGGUCGGACCCAUCAAAAAACACCCUGACCCUCUUCCGCGCCAGUGCACCCCAUUCACGGCAGAUCUUCCGUAACGCACCGCGCAAAGCAGACCUGGGCUUCCAGCCAAACACUGCCUUUGCAGAUGCGUAUCCAAUCCACCUGCUCAGCAUCUCCAGUCACCGGGACGUAGCAGCACGCUGUGCCUACGCAAUCCCACAACUGAGCAUCCGCCGCUUCCGUGCGAACAUCAUCGUCCAAGGCCCGUCUGCUUUUGAGGAAGAUUACUGGAAGCGGCUUACUAUUGGCGGCACGGAGAUCCACGCUUCUUGUCGGACUGUUCGGUGCCGACUUCCUAAUGUUGAUCCUCUUUCUGGGGAUAGACAUAAGGCUGAGCCGGAUCGAACGCUGAAAUCAUAUCGGCGGAUUGAUGAUGGCGAUCGGACUAAUGCGUGUUUGGGGAUGCAGCUUGUUCCUGCAAAGGCGGAGUUUGUGUUGAGGGUUGGAGAUUCCGUUAAGGUGCUUGAGACCGGGGAGCACCAAUACAUCAAGAUGUUGGCUCCUGGGGAGAAGGUUGAGGGCGUGUAA